Molecule: messenger RNA, 2395 nt
Organism: Mollisia scopiformis
Lineage: Eukaryota; Fungi; Ascomycota; Leotiomycetes; Helotiales; Mollisiaceae
Exons: 3
Coding region: 1-2034 (677 amino acids)
Source: RefSeq, a predicted model, not a curated record
AUGCUUCCUGUCGAGAUCGGCACAUUUUGGCUUGUGGCUGAAGCUGCGCCCCAUCCCGCUCGCCUAGAUUCGCGUAUCAACUUGGAUAUUGCCCAGAAUCUCUGCACUAUGAUUCGAGAUGCUACAACAGCAGACACUACUCGUUCUCCUUCCCGCACCAAACUUACAAUCGAUACCAUCCUCCGCUCCCUCGGCCUUGCUGUCUUCCAAAGCUCGAAAGACGGCGGAAGAAAGAAAACAGCUUUAGACAAAAGUCGUUCACAAGCCCUUUCCAGAUGUGCUGUCCACAUCAUCCCAAUUAUUGGCGCGAUUGUCAUCAUUUCCCUGAACUUCAAGGCACUAUACAUUGGCGCAACCUUGAAUGCAAUAACAGCUCUUCAAUUCGCCGCCAAGCUUCACGAAAUUACAAUGGUGGCAUCUAUUGCGUGUAUCGUUUUCUCCUAUCUGCGAUACCAGUUGACGUUAGGAGACGGCUUACCACUCGGGGCUACGAUCGCUGGUUUGGAACUCACUCGAAUCAGCUAUUUGUGGUCACUCGGAUUCUGGGGAGCUCUGAUGUCUCCUAAUUUCUCGCUGAAGCAAAAAGUCCAAUUCGUCCUUGUUGUUGUUCCGGCUAUUGUUCUGGUAGCGACAGUUGGUCCCAGUAGUGCUGUAUGCAUGAUUCCCAGAACGUCAUAUUGGCCUGCUGGAAGCACAGAUAUAUGGAUAAAUGGUACUUAUGAUGAACUAUACUCUACAUUUGUGGAUGCGUCAGGGGUACCUUCCACUUGCGCCAACACUUCGAUAGCAGCGGGCUUGGAUGGGUGUCCUUCAAAUUCUUGGCAAGGACUGCUCAACUAUAUCCCGUUCUUCAACGCAACUCUAGGCCCGCCAAACUCCAAUUGGAUCUCAACGACUACCUUCGGAGUAGACUUUCUUACAAUACCAAUAUCGGUUGGCCUUGCUGGUGUUCAUUCGAUUCGGUCGCUAUACAUUACUGUUGACGACGUUAAUCAAGGAGGGAGUUCUGAUCCACUGGCCACCAUCCAGCCUGCUCCUCUAGCCGAUGCAUUGGUGCUCGUCGGGAGCAUGUGGGCUACUCUAAAUGCCACGCUAUAUGGAAGAUGGUCGAGCCGGCUCGAUUCGAUCCACACCAUGGAAAUUCUUCAGCCAUUUGUGGGAAUGACUUGCAACUGGCAGGAAGUACCCAUUGAAGGCAAUAGCGACGCUAGAACAGUAACAUUCCCCCAAGGCAUGUACAUGAACACUACUGUCGGAUACAUCGACUACGAUGGGAUAUCCCGAUCUGAUUUAUGGAACACUCCCGGUGAUAUCAGCAAGCCUCGGUUGGCGUUUGUAGAUCUCCCCGAUCCUCAAUUCAGCAACGUCUCAGUUGGCGUCGUUAUUCUCGAGCCUCGGAACCCCGCCAACAACACUCAAGCAAUCAUUCCCUGUAUCCUAGCUGCAGGCUGGGGACAGUCCAAAAUGAUACUUUCAACAGGAAACAACCUCCAACGCGGCACAGCAGCUGUCCAAAGUACCAGUUUUGUGGAGCCAUUCCAGGAGAGCUACCCAACUAACUACUGCUUUCCUUCUUUUCCGCUAAUACACAUCAACAUCACCAAAGACUGGGCAGCCUAUAUGAACCCUUUCUUGCCCUUGCAAAACACCACAGUUUUCGGUGCGCUAUCCAGCUUGAUGAACAACGGAGAAAUAUCCACCGGCACCAAACAAGAAAAAGUAAACGAAGAAGGAAUUUACACCUUCCUCAUAACCUCCCUCCUAGCCAACGCCCUCUCCAACAACUCACCCAGCCUCUCCAUCCAAGGAAAUAUCACCGUAACGCCUUCCGGACGAGCAAAUGGCAAUUCGUGGCUUUUUCACAACGCAAAUAUGUUCACCAUUCCUUCCUCCCCUCAGACCGCAAACUGGACUAAACUCCGCAUCGACUCUUUCGUGCAGGGCUUAUCCUUAUUGCGGGUGUGCAGCGGCGCAUUUGGUGUACUGCGUUGGUGUUUCCGGAGUCAGUUCUUCUGCUUGGGAUACGAUUGCUGAUUUACUCGCGUUGGCGCUGGGCUCGAAGAAGUCGGACGAAAUGGGAGCGGGGAUUACUAUGGAUAAAGACGUUUUUGAGAACUGGGUGAGAAUUAUGGCUACGGUGGAAGGAGGAUUGGAGUUGGUUCUCGAGAAUGAACUGCAAGAGGAAACUCAUAGGAAGAUGGAGGUUGGUGAGGAGUAUGGGAGUAUGGAUUGAGGAGGGUUGUUGCUGCUAAUGUACAGGAUUGUAGAACUUGAGGAUAUUCUCUCUUGUUGGGGGUCUUUUUCCAAAAUUUUACGGAUAUAGUUAUUUUGACUGAGCAAUGACGCACAUAAGGACUGGGGGUAUCGAUACCAAUUUUAGCCUAUCCACCUCAGG